This is a messenger RNA of Punica granatum (pomegranate), 1588 nucleotides long. NCBI's taxonomy places the organism in Eukaryota, Viridiplantae, Streptophyta, Magnoliopsida, Myrtales, Lythraceae. The record is from RefSeq and is a predicted model, not a curated record.
UCCAAUGCGCUUCUCCUCCGAAGUUCUGACAUAUUCCCUCCCCUCAAGAAAAUGUAGCCGUUGGACCCAUAAGGUACUUUCUACGGACGGACCCGGGACUGCUGUCGUACAGCAAAACAUUGACCGCUGUUCUUUCUUCUUCGUUCUCGGUUUUAGCCGAGAAGCUCAACCAUGGCCAUUGGGAGGCUCAGCUCGAGUAUCGACUACGAGGAGCUCAGGCAAGCUCGGAUCCUCGAGAACAAGGCUCGAUUGGCUUCGCUGGGGCUGCAAAAGACCAUCUUCGACCUUCGCGCCAUAACUUCUCCUACAAAAUCAGCUGUGACCAAUAUCCGGAAAUGGCCCAAGAAGGAGUACACCCUCACAUCGCUGCGCCGCUCCAACCGAUUGAAGGGGAUACACGCCCAAGAUGAUGCUACCAUGGCCAUUGGGAGGCUCAACACGACGAUCAACUACGAGGACCUCAGACGAGCUCGGAUCCUCGAGAACAAGGCUCGAUUGGCCUCGCUAGGGCUGCAACAGACCAUUUCCGACCUUCGCGCCAUAGCUUCUCCUGCAAAAUCAGCUGCGACCAGUGUACGGAAGCACACCAAAGAGGUGUAUUCUCUUGCAUCGCUGCGUCGCUCUGACCGAUUGAAGAGGUUACCUGCCCAAGGUAACACAGGUGAUGCAAGCAACUCUCUUCGUCGUUCCGCCCGACUCAAACGCGUGAAGAAUCAUUUGGCAAAUCCAUUCCCAGUAUCGGCAGGGGGAAGCGCUGAAGUAGUAAACAAGCAUACUCCUGCAAAUAAACCUUUGCUGAAUCUCGGGGAUACGGACUAUCAACUCUCACCCGAGGCCUCAGCUAGGAGAUGCAACAGUAAAGGCCGUGGCAGCGUCUAUGAUCCUAUUUUUGGAAUCUGUUGCCAUUUCUGCAGGCAGAAGACAUUGUGCAGCGAAGAAGAUUGCAAGCGAUGCGGUAAUCUCAAUGUGAAUGAGCCGUGCAUAGGAAAGACAGAUUGUUCAGUUUGUCAUUCAGGGUACGGCGUUCUGUGCCGAGGCUGUCUCAAGGUUAGAUAUGGAGAAGAAAUGGAGGAAGUGAGAGAGAACAAGGAAUGGAUGUGCCCUCAUUGUGUAGAGGCCAAAGGAUUAAAUCCCUUUUGGAUAUGUAAUAGUUCGAUGUGCCUGAGGAAGCGCAACAAAAUGCCAACAGGACGUGCAAUCUGUCGAGCACGGGAAAUGGGCUACAAAUCUGUGGCGCAUCUACUGAUGGCGGAGCUCCAACGAGCAGCAGGCUAGUGCAGAAAAUGAGGUUUCGAGGACUCUUCGGUCAAAAUCAAUUAGUUAUUGGCCAACUUGAAAGCAAUCUAGUUGAGAUCGGGUUUUAGGACACAUUCUGUCGAACUGAAUGCGUAAUUCUCCCGUUCAGAUCGGGUAGGCAAAAGGGAAAUGAACAGAACACAAAACUUUACUGUAUUGUGUAUAUUGUAUUGGGUAUGCUAUAGCUUGUCAGGUGUCAUCUUUUCCCUCUGUCUACCAUUUCGAGUCUACUUUGCUUGUAGAAACGGAUACUCUGCUGAAAGUUCAAAAAGUUAUCCCCAGUUCAUGUUUA